ACCUACAACAAAAGUGCUCUUUUCCUCUCGUUGCUCUUUCGAGAUCAAACAUUAGGGUUUGUAGAGGAAUCUCCUACGCCCGCUUCCGAUUCGAGCUAGAGUUCUUUGUUUCGAUCUCUUGGAGGUUUACCCCUCGAAUUUGGUGUCGAGAAAGCGUAAAAGUACUCGCCUUUCGUUGUCGAGGAGUUGGAAUUCGUCUCAGGAGGAGGAAGCGCCAUGCGGAUCCACUCGAUCCCCCCGAGGCAGGCCAUCUCCCUUCGCUACGACGUCAGCGCCGCCCUCUCUCCGGUUGAGGCGGUGGCGGCCGCGGCGCUGCGGAAGGGGAAGCUCCGGCGCCUCCCCCACGUCUUCAGCAAGGUCCUGGAGCUCCCCUUCUCCACCGACGCCGACGUCUCGGUCUACGAGGGCCCCCGUGGGUUCCGGUUCGUCGCGGCCGCCGACGGCCUCGACGGCCGCGGCGUGCGAGUGCAUGCGGUGCGGAUCCACCCGGGCGUCACGAAGGUGGUGGUACGCAAUGGGGCCGCUGCGUGGGACGAUCUCGAGCUGGACAGAUGGCGCUUCCGCCUUCCGCCUUCGACUAACCCGGCUUUGGCUACUGCAGAAUGCAACAACGGGGAGCUCGUGGUGACUGUCCCCAAAGGUGCCGACUCUGAGGAUUCCAGUGAUGAAACUGGCGGAGAUGCAGAAAAGGAGGAGGCUCGCGGCUGCGACGGCGUCGGACUGCUUCUGCUCGUACUGUAAUUCUACUUUCUUUCUCUAAAAAUCGUCUUUGAUUAAAAAAAACUCCUUGCUGGACAUUUAAGUAUCUUUUAUGUACAUACAUAUAAGAGAUGCUUCUGCCGAGUUGCAAUUGCAUAAAUAAACAUAGCAGUUGGAUUUGGUGAACCAAUUGCUCUCUUCUUCUGAUUGGAAAAA
Molecule: messenger RNA, 915 nt
Organism: Zingiber officinale
Lineage: Eukaryota; Viridiplantae; Streptophyta; Magnoliopsida; Zingiberales; Zingiberaceae
Exons: 1
Coding region: 217-741 (174 amino acids)
Source: RefSeq, a predicted model, not a curated record